AUGAAGUGGGUACAUGAUGACCAUAUCAUUGGCACUGUCCCUGCCACAUCUUCUCUUGCAUCUAUGUCCUGGCUUUUAUCACAUUACUGUAAAGUAUGUUGGGUAGCCCUGUAAGCCCUAAUAGAGACUGUAACAUCUAAUUUUUCCUUAUAUUUGUCGCAAAACUAAAGGAGGAAAAAGAAUAAGUAGUAUUGUCAUAAGGGCCUUAAGAAAUGUUUGGAGAACACUGUGAGGAAAUUCCCUUUUAGUGGAUAAGCGAAGGUUGCGGCUUAAAUAGUCUCUCUCUGCCACAGAGGUUUGUUGGAGCAUUUGUGUUUAGUAAGUGCAGUCGCGAAUGCGAAAAGAUCUUCAAGUAGCUAAUUUAACACUUGACCUUGCUUUUUCAAUGGAUUUUCUCUAAAUGAAAAAAAUCCCAUUGAACCUCUAAGCAGCAGAGAUCCAAAAGAGACGCAUUGGGACUUGUCAGUAAGCUUCCUGUCAACUGUUGCAACACCUUUAAGUCCUGAUUAAUUAUUAUUAAUUUUUUCUUGUUUGCUGUUUGUGCCGUGUGCUCACCCACCAAUUUAGUUUGCCCAUUCCUGGAUGGAACUGCAAAAUGCAAUUGCCUAUCACAGCAUUCUCAAACAUUUUUCACAUACUUUUCAUACAGUACUAGUUAGGAGAAAUAUUAAAGAUUGAUACAAAGUAUGCCCUCUGUGAGAAGUGUCUUGUUUAUGUAUGACUUUCCAUAAUAACCUGGAGAAGUCAUGGAAAAGCAGUACAGGGACUGAAAGGUGUGAUGAUUAUUAUUUUUGGAAAGAUUACCUCACUUGUUGUAAUGAUAGCAUUGUUUAUACAAGGGCUAUUUGAUUUCUGUGUGCAAUUUCACCUUGGUGUAUAUACAAUAUGCUUAUAAUGAGAAAACUAUACAAGUUCUUGACCACAGUGUUAUCUCAGAAAGACAACAUAAAAUUGAACGAAAUUGAAAAUGAAAGGCUUUUGUUGUCGUUGCUACAUGGUUGCUAAGCCGUAUACAUCAUGAAACAAGCCGUUGUAAAUUAUUCCACUCCCUUAAAACUGCUAUUACCAAUUACUCGUUCUUAUUCGCAGUGAAACUUGGCUUAUAGAAGAAAUUAAUUUCAAACGACAGAAAGAACUGCUUAAUGUCACCACAGGUAGCCCAAGCUCGAAAUAUGAGCAUCGGCGAGCAUCGGCAUUGUUGCGUAACAUUCAAAAUAUAAGGAUUUGUAUGGGGAAAAAGCCCAACGGUUUCCGUAACCUACGAAAAUGAAAGGAUUUAUGGCCGCCUUAUGGGUUUUUAUGUAAACGGUUUUCUCUCUAGAGAGAGAAAACCGUUUACAUAAAAACCCAUAAGACGGCCAUAAAUCGGCCCGUGGACCACACAGGAGAGACGUAACACACAUUUUAAGUAAGGUAAGCUUUUUUUUAUUGAAAUCCUUUCAUUUUCGUAGGUUUCAGAAACGGUAGGUUUUUUUCCCAUACAAUUCCUUAUAUUUUGAAUGUUACGCAACAAUGCCGAUGCUCGCCGAUGCUCAUAUUUCGAGCUUGGGCUACCUGUGAUGUCACACAGAUUUAUCUUCUAAGGGUUAUAUCAAAUGUUACAGACAAAAAGAAUGAACUUUGGAAAACUGUCAAGCUAACAAGUUUUCAAAAACCACAAUCAGGGGAGGGGGCCCCAUUUUAGGGGGCAUUAAACACGAAGUGGUGAGAACUUAAUCAAUGGGUGCGAGCCUAAUUAUGUUUUAUUGCAGAGGCAGUCGACUUCACUAUGGCAUUGACAUCAAUUGUGAUGCUGGGUCCUCGGUCCAUUCACCUUUUUCUGCUCAAGUAAUUAGGAUAAGUAGAACCUAUGGAAAUGGCAAGCCACAUGACACCAAUAUUUACAUG
This is a messenger RNA of Porites evermanni, 1887 nucleotides long. Lineage: Eukaryota; Metazoa; Cnidaria; Anthozoa; Scleractinia; Poritidae. The record is from the annotation of a GenBank genome assembly.